Trematosphaeria pertusa is the source of this 944-nucleotide messenger RNA. RefSeq lists its product as uncharacterized. Gene Ontology annotation, cellular component: nucleolus; preribosome, large subunit precursor. NCBI's taxonomy places the organism in Eukaryota, Fungi, Ascomycota, Dothideomycetes, Pleosporales, Trematosphaeriaceae. Bases 191 to 697 code for a protein of 168 amino acids. The transcript has 3 exons. The record is from RefSeq and is a predicted model, not a curated record. Gene Ontology annotation, biological process: ribosomal large subunit export from nucleus.
GCUUCAAUUUCGGUGGGGACUGCACUUUCACGAAAUUCCACCAAGAAACCGAGAAAACCGACGCCGCUGUGCUUCUCUCCGUGGACCUUGCAGAGAGUACUCCCCCGGUGCUUUUACUGCUCCGUAUCGCCACCUAGCGACCAUUUGUUACCAACAGCCACCUCCGAACACCCACGAACUCUCCGCCAAAAUGGCCAAAACCGCAAAGAUAAAGAAGCGCCAAUCAACGCUCCACUCCCGCGCCGCCCGCCGCGCCCACUCCCCCUCCCCCGACUCCUCCCUCUCGAAGCCCCUCAAACCCAGCACAACCACACGCUCCGCCUCCGCCUCCCCACCGCCCAACGCCGCAGAUCCCAAGCCUCACGUCCUCGCCGCCCAAAACGCCGGCAUAACCAAAAAGUCUAAAUCCAAACCGCUAAAGCGCGCCCAGCGACUGAGGAGGAUGAAAGGCAUGGAGCGUGCAGCCGACAACAUGGACAAACUGGAGCUGAAGGUAGCGAGGAGCGUUGGCAAGGAGAAGAAGGUCAACGAGAGGAGGAAGGGAAAAGAGAGGGAGUGGGUUAGUGAUGAGGAGAUGGAUGGUGUUGACGAGGAGGUGCUCGCACCGGACGUGGCUGGGGAGGUUAAGCAGCUCGAGGUUGUGGUGCCGGCGAGUGUGCCGUUGCCUGUUGCGACGGAGGAGGAUGAGUUUCUAUGAACGCCUGGCAGCGGGCGGAACGUCAAUAGAGAAAAGAUCAGUUACGACUUACGACACACAAGGAUAGACAAAACGCGUCAGCGCUGGGCUUAUACCCUUCGAUGGCUGGGCGCAGGUCAAGACAAUCGUUCGGCCCGAUAUUACACUACCAGUCGCUAGCUUAAGUUCCACAGAGGGAAUGUGGUUUGAGGUAUGCGCUCUAUAAAUGAUACCCAUAAUGAAGAAUGCGACCAAAGAUGCUGCUAUA